UAACAGGAUGACCCAGUACAUGAUGGGACAGGAGACGUACACGCGUGCACUUACGCGCUACUUGAAUCGCCACGCUUAUGGUACGUACGCGAGGACAGAUGAUCUGUGGACGGCUCUAACUGAGCAAGCGGACGAGGAGGGCAUCACGGACACGCUGCUUGACGGCAGGGACAUGAAGACAAUCAUGGACACAUGGACGCUGCAGAACGGCUACCCUCUCAUCACCGUCACGAGAGACUAUGCCGCCGGCACCGUCUUAGCGACGCAGCAGAGGUUCCUGUUAGACGAGGUUGUCAGAUCUGCUCGCAUGGACGAACUAGAGUGA
Priapulus caudatus is the source of this 325-nucleotide messenger RNA. Its product is annotated as aminopeptidase 2, mitochondrial-like. The record is from RefSeq and is a predicted model, not a curated record. Lineage: Eukaryota; Metazoa; Priapulida; Priapulimorpha; Priapulimorphida; Priapulidae. Gene Ontology annotation, cellular component: cytoplasm. Gene Ontology annotation, molecular function: metalloaminopeptidase activity; peptide binding; zinc ion binding. Bases 8 to 325 code for a protein of 105 amino acids. The transcript has 3 exons. Gene Ontology annotation, biological process: peptide catabolic process; proteolysis.